Messenger RNA from Paramecium octaurelia, 2119 nucleotides. Lineage: Eukaryota; Ciliophora; Oligohymenophorea; Peniculida; Parameciidae. The record is from the annotation of a GenBank genome assembly.
AUGUAAUAGGAGUUGGCUUAACCAAUAUUGUUUAUCGAUAUUGAUGAGGAUGGGAAAUUUCUGAUGUCUAAGAAGGCUGUUCAAUUCAUCUAAGCUAUUGAAACUAAUAUCGCCAUAAUUUCAAUUGUGGGUUAAUAUAGGACAGGAAAGUCUUAUUUACUAAAUAGAUUUGCUGGAUAGUAAACUGGGUUCACUUUAGGAUCAAGCACCAAUCCUUGCACGAAAGGAAUCUGGAUUUGGGGCAAAAGAGUCGAAUCAGACAAUCUUACAAUUCUUCUUCUAGAUACAGAAGGAUUGAGUAAUAUUUUUACAGUAAAUUACAGAUUCCUAUGAAAGAGACUAAAAUAAUGAUGCUAGGUUGCUUGUUCUCGCUUGCUUGAUUAGUUCUAAUUUGCUUUACAAUGUAAUGUAAGUCAUCGAUGAGAAAUCUCUGGAAACACUUUCCUUCACCACUAAUAUUAGUAAGCAUCUAUUGGGAGAUGAUGAAUUUAUUACUCAAUAUCUCCCUUCACUCACUUGGGUAAUUAGAGAUUUUGGCCUUGAUUUGUAAGGAUCGACUCCAAACACUUACUUGGAGGAAUGUCUUGAUGAAUAACAGGGUUUUGCUGAUGAAUUUAAGCAAAGGAAUUAAAUAAGAUAGGCUAUAACCAAAUAUUUCAAACGAAGAAAUUGCUACACUUUAGUUAGACCGGUGGCAGAUGAAAGGCAAUUAAGAGAGCUAGAUAAAGUGGCUUACUCUGAAUUAAGAUACGAGUUUAAAAUCUAAUUAAACUAACUUAUCCAGAAUACUUUGCUGGAUAUUCAACCAAAAAUGUACAAGAAUACUCCUCUGAAUGGAAAAAGACUAAUUGAAUUAGUCACCCAAUAUGUUACUACAAUAAAUAAUGGGAGUGUGCCCAAUAUUGAGAAUGUUUGGGAUAGGAUUCUAUCAAAGGAGUUCAAUAAAAUGAUGGAAAAAGCAAAAGAGAUUUUAUCAUCUGAUAUCUCACUUCCUACGACUUAUGAAUUACUAUUUUCUAAUUUGCAUUAGGUUAGUACAAAAGCACAAGAGUCAAUUUUGCAUUAUCACAUAGCUCCUGAUAGGUAGAUUGAAGGAAUUGUCUAAUUGAGUAAAUCAAUAACUGAGAAGUCUCAAGUAUUAUUCUAAGAAAACUACAUCAAAUCCAAGAGAACAAACUAAGUGAUUUCAAAGUAUUUUAUUUGUUAUACCAUAGUAAAAUGUAUGACAUCUUAAAUUAGCUUUCUGAAUAGGGGAAAUUGGUUAAUGUGUAGCACAUCAUUGCCUAAGUUAACAAUAUCAAAAAAGUAAUGAAAAAUAAAAUUAUGAAUUUAGAUUUACUUUUAAGAAGCAAAACCACCUUCGAAUUACGAAUGCUAUGUCCAAUUUCUGGAGUUGGUUAUGCAAAUUAUUGAAAAAGUGGCUAAUACUAUGCAAAUGAAUUUUUAGAGAAAAGAAGAAGAUUAUAAACAGGAAGUUAAUGUUUUGAAAAGCCAAAUCAAUACUUUAUAAGAGAUACUAAAAAACGAGAAAGAGAAUUUACAUAAACAAUUGGAUUAAGUUAAAAUAACUUUACAAGAGGAAAGGAUUAUGUACGAAAAGAAACUAUUAGAAUUGGAUAACUCUGGUGGAAUUGAAUUUAGAAAAGGGGAAUUGUUUGAAAAUCCUGAUUUAUUUAUGAAAAAGGAAUUAAAGAAUCAGUAAUUAUAAUCUUAGCAGACUUUUAAUUUAACUUUAAAGGAUAUUAAUUAAAAAUUCAUGGAUUUAAAGGAAAAAUUAGAUGAUAUUUAUGAAGCAAGAGUAGAGAUAGAAAGAGAUAAAAUAUAUAAUAAGGCUAUGUAUGAUUGCAAAGAAUAAAAUUAAGCCUAAAUUGACAGAAUUAAAUUGACUUAUGAAGGUGAAGUCAAGAUUUUGAAAGAAGAUCGAUAAAGAUUAUAAGAAUAAAGAGAGCUUUUAUAAAUUUAAUUAACACAAAAAGAUUGUGAAUUCUAAAUCUUAAAAGAGAGACUAAAAUAAAUUGAAAAACAAAAGACAAAAGAUAUUGAACAUGCAGACAUGCUAUGUAAAAUAAGUGAUUAGCUAGUUAAAGCAUUAAAAAAAUUAGAGAAAAAAAAACUAUGA